Sceloporus undulatus (fence lizard) is the source of this 3709-nucleotide messenger RNA. RefSeq names its product NUMB like endocytic adaptor protein (gene NUMBL). NCBI's taxonomy places the organism in Eukaryota, Metazoa, Chordata, Lepidosauria, Squamata, Phrynosomatidae. The record is from RefSeq and is a predicted model, not a curated record.
CAGCAGCAGAAGCAGAGGCUGAAGCAGCAGCGGAGGAGGAGAAGGAGAAGAAGGAGGCAGAGGCUGCCUUACGACUCGCAAGACGGAGGCGCCUCCGCGGAGGGUGGAGGGCGAGGCCGGAGCAAGAGGAGGGGGACCGGGGCCUUCUUCUUCGCUCUCCGGCGUGGAUGCUGCCCAGCCGGGAAGAGGCGGCCCCACGGAUCCGGGCCCUCAGGGCGCAGCAAUGAACAAGCUGCGGCAGAGCCUGAGACGCAAGAAGCCAGCUUAUGUCCCAGAGGCAAGCCGACCCCACCAGUGGCAAGCGGAUGAAGAGGCUGUACGCAAGGGACGCUGCAGUUUCCCUGUGCGGUAUCUAGGCCAUGCUGAAGUGGAAGAGUCCCGGGGUAUGCAUGUUUGUGAAGAAGCUGUCAAGAAGCUGAAAGCGAGUGGUCGCAAAUCUGUGAAGUCGGUGCUUUGGGUCUCAGCUGAUGGGCUGCGUGUCGUGGAUGACAAGACCAAGGAUCUGAUUGUGGACCAAACUAUUGAGAAGGUUUCUUUCUGUGCUCCUGAUCGCAACUUCGACAAAGCAUUUUCCUACAUCUGCAGGGAUGGCACCACCCGCCGCUGGAUCUGCCACUGCUUCCUGGCACUGAAAGAUUCGGGUGAACGCUUGAGCCACGCCGUGGGUUGUGCCUUUGCCGCUUGCCUGGAGCGCAAACAGAAGCGGGAGAAGGAGUGUGGAGUGACGGCUUCUUUCGACGCCACUCGCACCAGCUUCGCACGAGAGGGCUCCUUCCGCCUGCCAGGCCCCACCACCACGCGCCCCUCGGGAGCACGUCCCCCCCAGGACAGGAAGAAAGCUGAAGCAGUGGCAGUGCCCUCAGCUCCUCCUCCGGCCCCUGCGCAACCUGCCAGUGCCUCUCCGCCUCAGGGGGCCAUGUCUCCGGAAGAGAAGGCCGAAGCAGGGAGCGCCCAUGCCAUCCCUCGCCGCCAUGCCCCCUUGGAGCAGCUGGUACGGCAGGGCUCUUUCCGGGGCUUCCCCACCCUGAGCCAGAAGAACUCGCCCUUCAAGAGACAGCUCUCUUUGCGACUGAACGAACUGCCCUCCACGCUGCAGCGCAAGGGGCACAAUGGUGAUGCAGUGAUAGAACUUGAAUCCACGCCCAAUGGAGAUUCAGAUGGGAUCACCGCCCUUUGCAGUCAGAUUGAUGCCUCGCUCACCCAGCCGGCUGGGGAGCCGCCUAGUAGUGCACCUCUCAAUGGUACCCUUGGCCAUCCCACUGCCACAGUGCCCAUGGAAGGGGGCGGCACAGCUCCCUCCACAUGGACCAACAAUUCUGCCGGAGCCUCAGUAACUCCUCCAUUCCAGCCUGGGCACAAGCGGACACCUUCAGAAGCUGAACGCUGGUUGGAGGAGGUGGCCAAGGCUGCCAAGGCCCAGCAGCAGGUGGCCGUUGCAGUGGCAAUGCCUGCUUUCCCCCUGAGCUAUGAUACUGCCACUGCCCCACAACCUCUGGGGAUGUUUGUCCCACCUCACAUGCCGCCGGCCUUUGUGCCAAUGAGCUCUGCUUAUCCGCCGGCAGUGCCAUACACCUCCAUGCCUAGCGUGCCAGUGGUGGGUAUCACUCCCUCCCAGAUGGUGGCCAAUGCCUUCUGCUCAGCCACACAGGCACCUGCCACAAACCUAGGGUCCAAAGCCAGUCCUUUCCCUCAAAACCUGCUGGGUCCCACAAUGCAGCCCAAAGCCAACGGGAAUGCCUGGCCCCCUGAGCAGACCCAGCCAGUGCCCCCUGCCCCAUGCCAUGAGCCCCCCGACCCCUUUGAAGAGCAGUGGGCUGCUUUGGAGUCCAACAAGCCCCCCUUCUGUCCAAACCCCUUUUCUGGCGACCGGCAGAAAACCUUUGAAAUAGAACUGUGACCACUAUCUUUCUCUAGGGACCGGACAAUUUAGAUAGCCACCCUAUCGUGCCCCACACAACGUCUUCCCUCAUAGAGUCUACUCCAUGGGUCAUCAGAGCCAAACACAUACACCAUACUAUCCCCUUUCCCCAACUUGGAUUGGUCAGCAUCUUGAGUCUUCUUGUCACCUAUGGCUCAGAGACCUAUCUUUGACAUGAACCCCCCAUCACCAAAAAAAAUUGGAGUUUCAGGAUGGAAAGGGCUGUGCAAAGCAGGAUGUUUUGGGGUGGUCAAGGAAACCCUGAUGCGAUUGAGGUGAAAAGGGGUGCAGCAGGGAACAGUCGAAGUUUAUGAGCUCUUACUCUGGGGAAUGUUUCCUUGGAAGGCUUCCAAAGCAAAAUUUUUGUUCCUCUCCUUUUUGGUGUGCUAGGUGGAGGGGGGGAUAUUCCUAGCAGAGACUAUAAUGGAAUUUCACUCAUUCUCACAACCUCAAGACAUCCUGCAUGGAGGUGCCAGCUGGACUGGUACCCCUUCUAUGUGCCCAUAGAACUGUGUUUCUUCCUCUCCGCCCGCCCCCCCCCCCCCCCAACUUUCUCUGAGCAACCAAAAGAUUCUCCUCUCUUUUGUCCCAAGCUAAGCUAAAGAACAAAUGUGGUUACUAUUUGGGUCAGGCUUGGUUAGGACUUGGAAGCUAUGCAGGGUCAGGCCUGGUUAGGACUUGGAUGAGAGACAGCCAAGGAAAACCCGGUGCUGAGAAGGCUGUAUAGUGAGCCCUUGGUAUCCUCUUGGGUUUGGUUCCAGGGCUCCUCGUGUUUACCAAAAUCCGUGGAUGCUCAAGUCCCAUUAAAUAUAAUGGCACAGUCAAAUGGGUGUUCCUUAUAUAAAGUGGCAAAAUGAAAAUCAUUCAUUGGUUCCUUUGCAGACGGAAUGGGAAAACGGUCUAACCAUUUCCCAUCAACAUUUAAAAUUGUGGAUGUUGCCGGAUAGCAGUGCUCCAGUUGUGCCCCAUCUUGGUGGAGGCAGCUAUGAAGAAAUCUAUAGGGUGAGGCAAGAUUUGGCUAAAAUUAGGUUUUUUUUCGGGGAGGGGUUUGUGGAUGUUAUCGGUGGCCCUCAGAUAAUCUCCUAUUAAGUAAAGGACCAGUUUUGGCCGAUGGAUGUGUUUCCUUUUAAGAGCAAGCAAACCUUUGCCUCGAUGUCAUAUGAUCAAAUUUGAAAAUCUCCAAAUGUUAUUGCACCAAAUGUCAAAAGGUGGUCAAAAUGGGAGCUCUAGGAAGGGGUAGCAUUGCACCAAGGGUGUGUAUAUUAUUUGGGGGGUGGAAAAAGGGGAGAAGGAUGAUUGCAUGGGGCAACUGUGGUUUGGGGUGGGGAGAGGGAGGGAUGCAAGGAGGUUGUACCAGCCUCCUCUCAACAGAGCUGUUGAACUGCAGGUUCAGUUCCCAAAACCUGGCCUUGAUCCUCUGCUGUGGCUGGCAGAGGGGCAGCAUUUUGAAUGAGCAAAAGCCUUGUGAAUGUCAAAAAGGGAGCUGCCAGCCAAGUUGCCAUUGGAUCUGUGUUUUUCCCUCUGGGUGAACACCUUGUGACUUAGGAUUUGCCCACACUGCAGGAAUAAAGCAGUAUGGCACGACUUUAACUGUCAUGGCUCCAUCCUAUCAAAUCCUGGGAUUUGUAGUUUGAUGACAUAUUUGGCCUCGUUUGUCAGAGUGCUGGUGUCUGUCAUUGUGUGCCUUCAUGUCGUUUCUGACUUACGAUGACCCUGUCUUGGGGUUUUCUUGGCAGGGUUUGUUCCGAGGAGGUUUGCCAUUGCCUUUACCCUGAGGCUGAGAGUGUGUGA